Messenger RNA from Xyrauchen texanus (razorback sucker), 1152 nucleotides. RefSeq names its product relaxin-3 receptor 1-like. Gene Ontology annotation, molecular function: G protein-coupled receptor activity. Gene Ontology annotation, cellular component: membrane. The transcript has 2 exons. Gene Ontology annotation, biological process: immune response; G protein-coupled receptor signaling pathway. NCBI's taxonomy places the organism in Eukaryota, Metazoa, Chordata, Actinopteri, Cypriniformes, Catostomidae. The record is from RefSeq and is a predicted model, not a curated record. Bases 25 to 1152 code for a protein of 375 amino acids.
GAUGGCCAGUUCGCCCCUGAUCGAAUGGGAGAUAUUCGGAACAACAGCGGAGCUUCGAACAAAAGUUUAAUCGAUCAACACAAGUUCAGUAGUCUGGAAGAUAUCGAUGUGACCGCUGAUGGCAGCCUUGUCCUAAGGAUUAUCAUCUCCGUGGUUUACUCCGUGGUGUGUGCGGUGGGUCUGGUGGGAAACCUUUUGGUGUUUCUCCUCAUGAAUCAAAGACAAGGGCGAAAGAAAUCCACCAUUAAUUUCUUUGUCAUCAAUUUAGCUGUUACGGACUUCCAGUUCGUUCUGACUUUGCCUUUCUGGGCAGUAGAUACUGCGCUGGAUUUCAGCUGGCCGUUUGGAAACGCCAUGUGCAAGAUCAUUUUAUCGGUCACUGUGAUGAACAUGUAUGCCAGCGUGUUUUUCCUCACGGCAAUGAGCAUAACGCGCUACUGGUCCGUUGCAUCCGCCUUAAAAAUCCCUUCUCGUAAGAGGUCUGUUACGGUGAAAUGGACCUGUGCUGUAUUGUGGUUCCUGGCGACAAUAGCCACAGCUCCAACUUCCAUUUUUUCCACAGUGACUGUGGUUGCAGAUGAAAAACUGUGCCUCCUCAAGUUUCCAGAUGGCAACGAUUGGCUCGCCUUUUAUCACCUUCAGAAAAUAGUCAUUGCAUUUAUCUUGCCGAUGUUCAUUCUCUCAAUAUGCUAUCUUCUACUCCUGAGGUUUAUCCGCCAAAGGGGCGUUCAAAAGAGGCGAUCUAAAGUCACCAAGUCGGUAACGGUGGUGGUCCUCUCCUUUUUCAUUUGCUGGAUGCCAAACCAUGCCAUCACCCUUUGGGGCGUCCUGGUCAAACUGAACGCGGUGCACUGGGACAAAACAUAUUACAUGGUGCAUACUUACGUUUUCCCAUUGACUGUUUCUCUAGCCCAUACAAAUAGCUGUUUAAACCCAGUUUUGUAUUGUCUAAUGCGGAGAGAGUUUAGAAAAAUUCUGCAUGGUUUAUUAUGGCGCAUUUCCUCACCUGCGUUCCCUAAAACUGGGAAAUUGCAUGGAAACAGUGCUGGCAUCAUUCAAAAUCAGGAUGACGCAAACAUUGGAAUUCAUUUAAACGUGAUUGACAAUCAGGGUCAACAAUCCAUACAUCCGACCAGUGGGUUGGGGUGCUGA